UUCUUCAAUUUCCUUUGCUUAUUAACACAACACAACACAACACAAAAAUGGCUUCAAUUUUUCUACUCUUUUCCAUCUUCCUUCUCCCCCUUCUCCUUCUAUUAUUCUUCUUCCAAAUUCAUAACGACAAUAAGUUCCUUAUCAAGAAACUCCCUCCUGGUUCAAUGGGUUGGCCUUUAAUCGGGGAAACCUUUCAUUUCUAUUCUCAACAUCCAACCUCCUUUUUCCUUGGAAAGCAAAAAAGAUAUGGAGAGAUAUUCAAGACCCACAUUCAUGGGUGUCCGUGUGUGAUGUUAGCGACGCCCGAGGCGGCUCGGUUCGUGCUAGUCACACAAGCUCAUCUCUUUAAACCUACAUAUCCACAAAGCAAAGAGCGAUUAAUUGGACCAUCGGCUCUGUUUUUCCACCAAAGUGAGACCCAUUUGCGGCUGCGUAAGCUUAUACAAAGCUCCCUCUCACCGGACCCUGUUCGAGCCUUGGUCCCUCACAUCCACGCCUUAGCCAUCUCUGCAUUGCCUUCAUCGCUUAGUGGUCAUGUCAUUGACACUUACCAUCAAAUGAAGAAGUUCUCUUUUGAAGUCGGAAUUUUGGCAAUUUUCGGACAUUUGGAAGACACCAACUACAGAGAAGAACUAAGGACAAACUAUUCCAUAGUGAACAAAGGCUAUAAUUCUUUCCCCACCAACAUUCCGGGAACGCUUUACAAAAAAGCAAUUAAAGCAAGAAAAAGGCUGGAAGAGAUCAUAAGCUGUAUAAUAUUAGAGAAAAAGGAGAAGAGAUCAAAGGUAUUAGGAGAGAAGAAUCUAUUGUCAUGUUUGGUAAAAUGGAGAGAUGAAAAAGGAGAAAGUUUAAGUGAUGAACAGAUCGCCGACAACAUUAUCGGAGUUCUGUUUGCGGCUCAGGACACAACGGCCAGUGUUCUCACUUGGGUUGUUAAAUAUCUACAUGAUAACCCCAAAGUUCUUGAAGCUGUCAAGGUGGAACAAAAGGUAAUUGAAGAAGACAUUAAUGAGGGGAGCCGACCAAUGAGAUGGUCUCACACACGAAACAUGCCCUUUACCAAUAAGGUGGUGUUGGAGAGCUUGAGAAUGGCUAGUAUUAUAUCAUUCACUUUUAGAGAAGCUGUGGCUGAUGUUGAAUAUAAAGGUUAUUUAAUACCAAAAGGUUGGAAAGUAAUGCCUUUGUUCAGGAAUAUUCAUCACAAUCCUGACUACUUUGUUGACCCUCAUAAAUUUGAUCCUUCAAGAUUUGAGGUUGCUCCAAGACCCAAUACAUUCAUGCCAUUUGGCAGUGGUGUCCAUUCCUGCCCUGGGAAUGAGCUUGCCAAGCUUGAAAUCUUCAUCAUGAUCCACCAUCUUGUCACCAAAUUCAGGUGGGAAUUGGCAGGGCAGAGAGAUGGAAUUGAGCAUGGGCCGUUUCCAGUGCCUAUAAAUGGGCUUCCCAUCAGAGUUUGGAGAUUAUCCACUUGAUAUUGGGCCUCAUUUCACUGACCCAAACGGAUCCUCUUCCAUCAAAAUGGGCUUCGUUUGAGUAAGCCCAAAAGUGUUAUUUUUGUUGUUCUUUUUGGUCCUUGGCCCAAUUUUGGGGAGGGUCAAGUUAGAGAUCCAUCCAUCCACCCCUAAGCAAAUAUUGUGGCACCUUCAUCCUAUACUCUUUUUUGUCCACUAAUGAACCAAAAAGAGAAAAAAAAAAAAAAAAGUAUGUAAUUUUCUAGAAGCUCAUCAGCAAAAGUAUUGACAGAGCAUAGGUUCUCCCAAAGGAGAUUUUUUCCUUUCUUAAUCACAUGAUAAAAUUCUUCAA
This is a messenger RNA of Cucumis melo (muskmelon), 1800 nucleotides long. RefSeq names its product abscisic acid 8'-hydroxylase CYP707A1-like. Gene Ontology annotation, molecular function: heme binding; iron ion binding; (+)-abscisic acid 8'-hydroxylase activity. Gene Ontology annotation, biological process: sterol metabolic process. NCBI's taxonomy places the organism in Eukaryota, Viridiplantae, Streptophyta, Magnoliopsida, Cucurbitales, Cucurbitaceae. The record is from RefSeq and is a predicted model, not a curated record.